Pistacia vera is the source of this 1213-nucleotide messenger RNA. RefSeq names its product homocysteine S-methyltransferase 1-like. The coding region runs from base 159 to 1151 and encodes 330 amino acids. Gene Ontology annotation, biological process: S-methylmethionine cycle. NCBI's taxonomy places the organism in Eukaryota, Viridiplantae, Streptophyta, Magnoliopsida, Sapindales, Anacardiaceae. The record is from RefSeq and is a predicted model, not a curated record. The transcript is spliced from 7 exons. Gene Ontology annotation, molecular function: S-adenosylmethionine-homocysteine S-methyltransferase activity; zinc ion binding.
AAAAUUACACGCAUCGAAUAAAUAGUUAAAUACAACUCUUAACCAUCUGUCACCGGCACCAUUAAAGCCUUCUCUUACGUGUUUAUAAAAUCUUAAAUCUCUACACUCUUUUAAAGCACCUAUUCUACAGAGAAGUUAUUGACUCACAAAUACAAAACAUGGGUAAGGACAAGGAGUAUAUUACAACGUCUUCGUUGGAAGAUUUGAUCGAGAAGGCCGGUGGUUGUGCUGUGGUCGAUGGAGGUUUCGCAACUCAGCUUGAGAAACACGGUGCUUCCAUUAACGACCCUCUUUGGAGUGCUCUUUGUUUGAUCAACGAACCUCACCUCAUCAAAACGGUUCAUUUAGAGUACCUGGAGGCUGGUGCUGAUAUUUUGGUUUCAUCAUCCUACCAGGCCACAAUUCCUGGAUUUCUGUCCAGGGGAUUGUCCAUUGAAAACACGGAGUCCUUACUCGAGAAAAGCGUUAAAGUAGCAGUUGAAGCCCGCGAUAAAUUCUGGGAUGCUGUUAAGAAUGUUCCUGGACAUAGCUACAACCGAGCUUUAGUUGCAGCCUCCGUUGGAAGUUAUGGAGCUUAUCUCGCUGAUGGUUCUGAGUACAGUGGGAAUUACGGACCUGAUGUAAAUCUGGAAAAGCUAAAAGAUUUCCAUCGCCGCAGAUUACAAGUUCUUGUGGAGGCAGGUCCAGAUUUGAUUGCUUUUGAAACCAUUCCCAAUAAGCUAGAAGCUCAGGCAUUUGUGGAGUUAUUGGAGGAAGAAAACAUGGAAAUUCCAUCUUGGAUCUGCUUCAGUUCUGUAGAUGGUGAAAAUGCCCCAUCAGGAGAAAGUUUUAAGGAGUGCCUUCAUAUAAUAAAUAAGAGCAACAAAGUAAAAGCAGUUGGCAUAAACUGUGCUCCUCCACAUUUUAUUGAGAGUCUCAUCUGCAAAUUCAAGGAGCUGACCGAGAAGGCAAUAGUUGUUUAUCCCAAUAGCGGCGAGGUCUGGGAUGGCAGAGCUAAAAGAUGGCUGCCAUCAAAGUGCUUUGGUGAAGAAAAUUUUGAGUUGUUUGCAACAAGAUGGCGUGAUUCAGGAGCUAAACUCAUUGGCGGUUGUUGUCGAACAACACCUUCGAACAUUCGAGCCAUUUCAAAGACUUUUAAAGAAAGAUCAUGAGUCUCAUUUUCCCACCUUGAGUUUCAUUGGUUGUUAUUCAGUUACUUCUGUUUCUACAGUAG